Messenger RNA from Choloepus didactylus (southern two-toed sloth), 2182 nucleotides. It is a transcript of the gene TRIB3, whose product is annotated as tribbles pseudokinase 3. NCBI's taxonomy places the organism in Eukaryota, Metazoa, Chordata, Mammalia, Pilosa, Megalonychidae. The transcript is spliced from 4 exons. Bases 227 to 1303 code for a protein of 358 amino acids. Gene Ontology annotation, cellular component: nucleus. Gene Ontology annotation, biological process: positive regulation of proteasomal ubiquitin-dependent protein catabolic process; regulation of MAP kinase activity; protein phosphorylation. Gene Ontology annotation, molecular function: mitogen-activated protein kinase kinase binding; protein kinase activity; ATP binding. The record is from RefSeq and is a predicted model, not a curated record.
CAGGCGGCGGCUGAUUAGCUCAGGUUUACAUCACCCGGCCCGGGAGCCCGAGUCCGGCGUCCGGCGCUCACCAGUCACACAGGCGUCCGGCUGCUGGGGACCCGGGCCGGAGCUCGAUCGGGACCCGGAGCUCAGCCGCAACGGAGCGGCCCCCAGACCUCCUGGGGGUGCCCUGGCGGCUCUGAGCUCGGGCGGCGCCAGGACCCGCGCGGGACGCGAGCGGAAGAUGCCAGCCACCCCUCUGGAUGCUCCUGUGGGUGCUCUCACCAGGAAGAAGCGGAUAGAAUUGGACGAUGACCUAGAUGCCGAGUUUUCCAGCAGGAAACGAGCUCAAAGUGGGCCCCAGCCCAGGGAGGCCCCUUGCUUGCUGCCCCUGAGCCCACCCCCUACCCCAGUUCUUGCACCUGCUGUGACCACUGCCUCCCAGCUCGGGCCCUACAUCCUCCUGGAGCCCAAGGAGGGUGGCCGGGCUUACCGUGCUCUGCACCGUCCCACAGGCACCGAGUACACCUGCAAGGUGUACCCGGCCUGCGAGGCCCAGGCCGUCCUGGAGCCCUACGGGCGCCUGCCCCCCAAUGAGCACGUGGCACGGCCGGCCGAGGUGCUGGCAGGUGCCCAGCAGCUCUACACCUUCUUCCUGCGGCCCCGUGGGGACAUGCACAGCCUUGUGCGCCGCCGCCACCGCCUCCCCGAGCCCGAGGCCGCUGCGCUCUUCCGCCAGAUGGCAGCCGCCGUGGCGCACUGCCACCAGCAUGGCCUCGUCCUGCGUGACCUCAAGCUGUGCCGCUUUGUCUUUACCAACUGUGAGAGGACAAAGCUGGUGCUGGAGGACCUGGAGGACGCCUGCGUGCUGACCGGGCCAGAUGACUCCCUGUGGGACAAACGCGCCUGCCCAGCCUACGUGGGACCUGAGAUCCUCAGCUCCCGGGCAUCCUACUCGGGCAAGGCAGCCGACGUCUGGAGCCUGGGCGUGGCGCUCUUCACCAUGCUGGCCGGCCACUACCCCUUCCAGGACUCGGAGCCCGCCCUGCUCUUUGGCAAGAUUCGCCGCGGGGCCUUCGCCCUGCCCCAGGGCCUCUCAGCCCCUGCCCGCUGCCUGGUCCGCUGCCUCCUUCGACGGGAGCCGGCUGAGAGGCUCACAGCCACAGGCAUCCUGCUGCACCCCUGGCUGCGGGAGGACCCACUGCCCCUGGUCCUGUCCCGAUCCCACCUCUGGGAGGCUGACCAGGUGGUCCCUGAGGGGCCAGGCCUGGAGGAGGCUGAGGAGGAAGAGGGAGAAAGGGAGGUGGGUCUGUACGGCUAGGGCCACCCUACUAGACCCUUGGCCACAAACAGUGGAUUGAGUUUAGGAUGUCUCCAAGCUUUCCUCCUCCCCUUUGAACCGAGUGAAACCUUAAGUGCCUUCAAGGAGAGAGAAAGGAGGAGGUGUGUACGCAGUGUGUGCAUUCCGCAUGCCUGUGCACACAUGCUGGUGCAUUCAGCAGGUCCUUCUUGGUGUUUACCGUGGGCCAAGUCUUUUUCUAGAUGCUGGAAACACAUCAGGGAACAAAAGAGACAAACCCCCUCCCCUCUCAGAGCUGACCUACUGGCCUUCUUGCACCACCAGCACUUUUCCACGCUGCGUGUGUCUGCGCUGGGCACGCUCAGCACCCACGAGUGUCGGCAUCCCCUUGGGCUGGUUCUCAGGCUCCUCCGUCCGAGGACAGUCCCUUUGACAGGCACCCCAGCUGCCUUUGAGUCUUGUACCUUGUCCAGAGAAAGGGACGCACCCCUGUGCCAAAAUCUCCAGGCCCCUACCUUGCAGCUUAUGACUCCAGAGCCCAGGACGUGCUGGGAACUGUGCUCCCAGCUCCUCUCUCUGGAUCAAGAGAUUCUUCCUCAGGCCGAGCCAGGGAUUUGGGCUGGAAGAACACGGAUCCAAACUGUGAGGCCGGUCCUCAUCUAACUCAAGGAAUGGCUUGGACUGAGGGUCCAGGCCUGUCUACCUGGUGGCCCCUGACCUGAGCACUGGGCUGAGGGACAGGAUUAGACGGGGUCCUGCCCCUGGCUACCUGGAGAGUACCGGGCCCUCUCCUGGGAACACUCAGGGUUCAGGAACCCACAUCAACACUAUGGGUUUUGGAUACCAUGAGUGCAUCUUUCUACCUUGUGCCUAAUAAAGGAUGAAAUCCUUUUAUUCCUC